AGAGAGAGAGAGAGAGAGAGUUCAGCAUGGCCAUGCACAGGACAUCUCAGACAUUUGCUCCACCCAAAGAGGAUAUGCAUGUGGAGCCUGUAGAGGGGCUGAAACUAUCCAACCUGAAUCACAACUUUUUCCCUGUCCAGGGGUAAAGUCCUGUGCGUGUGUAUGAAAUCCCAUGGCAUUUUAAGAAUGCUUCAAAGAUGGCGGUUUGUGGUAACAGAGUGCAGAAAAGUGCAUGUUUGGAGGUGCUAGUACGAGAGCGAUGGCACGCAGUCCUGGCGAGUUUAAGCGACGCGUCGCUGACGCUCAGCUGCGAGGAGCCCGCGACCGACGCCAGCGUUAACCUGAACGGCAUCACCACCAACGGGUCCUACAGUGACCAGCCGGACCCCACCAGCAGUCCCAAAGCCGGAGUAAGGACUCCGUUCACGGAUUCACAAGUUCCCGAAGCGAUUGCGAACCGCAAAAGAUGUGUCAAAGUUAUCAAGCAGGAGGUCGGUGGAUUAGGGAUAAGCAUCAAAGGCGGGAAGGAGAACAAAAUGCCUAUUCUUAUUAGUAAAAUAUUCAAAGGUCUGGCUGCGGACCAGACUCAAGCGCUCUACGUGGGGGACGCGAUACUGUCCGUGAACGCGAUCGAUCUGAGGGACGCAACGCACGACGAGGCGGUGCAGGUGCUGAAGAAAGCGGGCAGAGAGGUUAUGCUGGAAGUGAAGUACAUGCGGGAAGCGACGCCAUAUGUGAAAAAAGGGUCACCGGUGUCUGAGAUCGGCUGGGAGACGCCGCCUCCUGAGUCCCCCCGUCUCGGCAGUCCUCACUUCGAUAUCCCCAGCCCCCCCUCACUGUCCUUACAGGGCGACCGCAGAUGCAUCCCCCUCAAAAUGUGCUACAUCACCCGUAGUAUGACCGUCCCUGACCCAGAAAACAGGCAGAUUGAGCUGCACUCCUCUGAUGCCAAGCACACAAUAGUCAUGAGACAUAAAGACACAUCUUCUGCCCAGACCUGGUUCACUCUCAUGCAAACUGCCAUCACAAACCUCACCAGCAAAGUCAUCUGUGAACUCCGGGAGCACGCGGGCCGCCACGGCAUCGCCGGGAGUCGAGAGAUCCGACACCUCGGAUGGCUAGCAGAAAAGAUGGAAAGUGAGAGACAGUGCUGGAAGCCGGUGCUGGUGAUGUUGACGGAGAAGGACCUGCUUCUGUUUGACAGUAUGCCACGCAUGAGAGAACACUGGCUCAGCCCGACACACACCUACCCUCUGCUCGCCACACGGCUGGUGCAUUCUGGUCCAGAUAAGGGCUCACCACAGCUUGGUGGCGAUCUUUGCUUUGCUACACGGACGGGAACCAGAUUGGGUAUCGAAGCCCAUCUUUUCAGAGCAGAGUCCUGCAAGGACUUGUCACUAUGGACCAGACACAUAGUCACUGGCUGCCACGCAGCUGCUGAGAUGAUCAAAGAAGUCACUACCAGUUGUAUGUAUCGGGGUCAGGACUGUCGGUUGGUCAUUCACUAUGAGCGAGGUUUCUCUGUCAUAGCAGAUGGAGAGGACAGCUCUGUGGCACAGCCUCUCUUCAGUUACCCAUUUGAAAAGCUGAAGAUGUCUGCUGACGAUGGAGUACGGAUCCUCUAUUUGGAUUUUGGCGGGAACGAGGGUGAAAUUCAACUGGACUUGCACUCCUGUCCCAAGCCCAUUGUUUUUAUCCUCCACUCCUUCCUGUCUGCUAAGAUUGCAAGAUUAGGAUUGGUAGCCUGAGAUUGAACUGUUAUAAACUGAAACAGUGAGGUGAUUUAUUCCAACAUGGAGAAGGGAAAACCGGAACGCAGUGGAGCUCACAAGACUGAACGAGGGCGAUGUAGCAAACCGGACCUCUGAAUGAUUUUAAUUACAUUUCAUUAAUGAUAAACAAUGUAUUUUUCAGAGAGAUAUUAAUUAUAGUGAAACACAAUUUCACAUAGAUUUUCUACGAAAAAAAAUCUAUAUAAUGAACACUAACUUGUGAUUGGAACUAAAAAAAAAAAUACUCAAGAGUAUUAAUUUAGAAUCCAAUACAGCAGAGUAUUCAGCACUUACAAUGCCAUUAACUUCUAUAUAACAGGAGGGAAGGCCGCCAUCUGUAUGACAGCUGUCUGAGUAAUUACAUCUGUCUGGCAGUUAAUGUGGAUUAAAGAAAGGCUAGUUUAAACCUUGUUAAUGCACAUAAAAGUUAAACGGCCUGAAAACAUUCAUCUCAUUUCUUUCUGGUGCUUUCACUCUGGAGAUGUGCGACACAGAUAGUUGAGCAGAAUCAACAAGAAUGUUCUAGAGUGCCGGUUAUCAAAGAGGCAUGUCAACAAACUGGCAGCUUACGCAAGGCCUUUGUGACAAAAGAGGAAAAUCGAGACAGGGUCGGCCCUCCCCUUCAGAACUGUAUCUGUUUCCACACAAAUGGAGUUUCGUCUCACUCAUAAAUCUGGAGCCCUGCUGUACUAACUUCUGACGUCCAAAAGAAGUCUUUAGUAACGCUGUCACAUUUGUGUCAUUGUUUUUAAUAUUCAUCAGAAGGGUGUUCUCCAUUCUUGCGUGAUGUGCUUGCAUGCAUGCUAGCACAAUAACUUUUGUUGAGGCUAAGAUUUGCUCUCAUUUGCCUGUGGUCAUAUUUAGCUUCACUGUGCAAACACACAAAGGCCAUUGAAGAACUUUGGAUGUCAGAUUAUAAAUUAGAGCACUUCAGAGUUUUCAAGUUAACCAGCAAUUAGUGUCCAUUGUCAGACACUGAGCGUUCCCAGAGCAUUGCUCCAUUGGAGGGGUUAUGGAUUUGGGGACAGCAGGGCCCCUGUGGCGCAGCCUUUGUCUCAUCUGUGAAACCGUCCCUGCCACAUUCCAGCGCACAUGACGGAUCCAGAAGUCACGGGGUGGAGAAUCAGAUUUCAAAUGAAAGUGAUAGUUCACUCAUCAUUUUCUCCCCCUCAACAUUGUUGUUCCAGAAUCAAUCAGAAUACGAGAUGCUUUGAAGAAUGAUUCUGUCCAAACUGUAGAAGUCAAUGGGGUCCAACAUUUUCAAGCUCCAAAUAGAACAUUAAAGGGUUAGUUCACCCAAAAAUUAAAAUUCUGUCAUCAAUUACUUAUGUUGUUCCAAAACCGUAAGACCUAGUUCAUCUUCAGAACACAAAUUAAGAUUUUUUUGAUGGAAUCUGAGAGCUCUCUGACCCUACAUACGUAGACAGAAAGGAUCCUCACAUGAUUAACAUCCAGAAACAUAGCAUGGAGGUCGGUAAAAUAAUCCAUGCGAAAUACCAAGCUACGAGAAUGAUGAGACCUAUUUCAACAAUUUGUCUCCUCUGCCUCACCAUACUCUCCAAAAUGGCACCAGGGUGAUGCGGAGUCAGGGUGAAUCUUUUGAUGAGACUAUUACGUUGUAUGAUGAACUGAUUGCAAUUUAGGUUUUUACUCACUCCUAUAAGAAUUUAAAACACUGAUUACAUCAGACUACAUCAGAUAUGGUAACAGAUUUUUAGACUUUCAAAAUGACAAAAACAUUGUUCAAAAUGUCUGGUAUUCAGCAGAAAGGUAAUGUAGGUUUGGAACAACAUGAGGGUGACUAAAGUGACAUUUUUGAGCUUAUAAUUUUUUUUUAAACAAAGAAAUGACAAAGGAUAUGUAGAGCAGCAAGUGCUACACACAUCUAGGUGUGGCAUAAGUUUGUACCCAUUCUUCUGUAUUUCACUUAGUUCUACUGUUUAGGAAUAAUGUUAUUCACACUUCCUCAUUUUCAGCUUAAGUUUCAGUAAAUGGUCACUGGGGAGGAAGUUUCAAGUUUCAAGAAAAUAACAGCAUAUUUUCAUAGUACAAUGAACUCUUCUGAAAAGUUCAAGGGAAAUUUUAUUCUUCAUGCUAUGAACCCUUUUAUAUCAAGACGUCAGCAUGGAGAACAAAGUGAGAUGCUUAAACACACUGUAGAAAACAAGUCCAAAGUUUAAUAGAGGUUACCCAUGCAGAUCAAAAUGCUGAUUUGGCUUGGGAAAAAUGAAGUAUCACAAUGUAUCAAUAAACUAAAACCUUGCUAAAAA
Cyprinus carpio (common carp) is the source of this 4042-nucleotide messenger RNA. RefSeq names its product syntrophin, basic 1 (gene sntb1). Gene Ontology annotation, cellular component: dystrophin-associated glycoprotein complex; intracellular anatomical structure; synapse. Gene Ontology annotation, molecular function: structural molecule activity; protein binding. Lineage: Eukaryota; Metazoa; Chordata; Actinopteri; Cypriniformes; Cyprinidae. The record is from RefSeq and is a predicted model, not a curated record.